Syngnathus acus (greater pipefish) is the source of this 5297-nucleotide messenger RNA. RefSeq names its product ADAMTS-like 3 (gene adamtsl3). NCBI's taxonomy places the organism in Eukaryota, Metazoa, Chordata, Actinopteri, Syngnathiformes, Syngnathidae. The record is from RefSeq and is a predicted model, not a curated record. Gene Ontology annotation, molecular function: metalloendopeptidase activity. Gene Ontology annotation, biological process: extracellular matrix organization. The transcript is spliced from 25 exons. Gene Ontology annotation, cellular component: extracellular matrix. Bases 93 to 4502 code for a protein of 1469 amino acids.
ACACUGUCACACACACGCACAAGCACCAAGCAGAGGGAAAAGAGACGCGUCUCCCUCCAUUCAGUGUGCAAACACGCGGAAUUCAGGGAGAGAUGACGGGGGGCGGCUGGGGCGCAACCGGACUGCUUCUGUUCGCGGUUUGGGUCAAGGUUGGCGUGUGGGCUAACAACGGCGAUGCGGUGUUCAUCCGAGAGUUCGCCCUAAUUCGUCGAGACCAUUUCUCAGAAGAGCCUCUCCACGACACCAGCCAAAAACCCGAAGAUCCGAGCUCUCGGACGGCCCGUUCCGAAGAGGACCGAGACACUCUGUGGGACGCCUGGGGCUCGUGGAGCGAAUGUUCCCGUACCUGCGGAGGAGGAGCGUCGUAUUCCCUCCGACGAUGCCUCAGUUCCAAGACCUGCGAAGGGCAGAAUAUCAAAUAUCGCACAUGCAGUAAUGUGGAUUGUCCGGUGGACGCCGGAGACUUCCGGGCUCAGCAGUGCUCAGCCCACGCCGACGUGCGCUUCCAGGGCCAGUACCACGAGUGGCUGCCCGUGUACAACGACCCGAACAACCCGUGCGCACUCAAGUGCAAAGCCAAGGAAUCCGGGCUGCUGGUGGAGUUGGCGCCUAAGGUUCUAGACGGGACGCGUUGCUACACCGAGUCGUUAGACAUGUGCAUCAGUGGCGUGUGCCAGAUUGUCGGCUGCGAUUUAGAGUUGGGGAGCGCGGCCAAAGAGGACAACUGCGGCGUCUGCAAUGGCGACGGCUCCUCGUGCAGGCUGAUGCGAGGGCACUACAAAUCCCAGCAUGCCUCUGGAAAAACGGAGGACACGGUCGUCGUCAUCCCCUUCAAGAGUCGACAAGUACGUCUGAUCCUAAAAGGCCCGGAUCACUUGUAUGUGGAGAGUAAAACUCUGCAAGGGGUGAAAGGUCAACUUAUCUUGGAUAAAUCAGGCCAGUACCAACUGGAAAACACCACCUUGGACUACCAGAAACUCUCCGAUAAGGAAGUCCUCCGGAUUCCCGGGCCGCUCGGGGCUGAUUUCACCAUCCAAGUCCAGUUUGCAAGUGGACCAGACAGCGUCACCCAGUACAUAUUCUACCAGCCCAUCGUCCACCGCUGGAGGGAAACUGACUUCUUCCCUUGCUCUGUCACUUGUGGUGGCGGGUACCAGCUGACGUCCGCAGAGUGCUUCGACCUGCGUGGCGGGCGAGUGGUGGCGGACCAAUACUGCCAUUAUUACCCGGAGAACAGCAAGCCCAAACCCAAACUGCAGGAGUGCAACUUGGAGCCCUGCUUGGCCAGCGAUGGCUACAAGCAGAUCAUGCCGUAUGACCUCUACCACCCCCUGCCUCGAUGGGAGAGCGGCCCUUGGACGGCCUGCUCCGCUUCCUGCAACGGGGGCACCCAAAGUCGCUCGGUUUCCUGCGUGGAGGAAGACCUGCAGGGGAUCGUCAGCGCCACUGACGAGUGGAAGUGCCUUUACGCCCCUAAGAUGGCCGUCUUGCAACCCUGCAACACCUUUGAGUGUCCCACCUGGAUGGCCCAGGAGUGGUCACCUUGCACUGUGACAUGCGGUCAGGGUCUGCGCUACCGGGUGGUGCUCUGCAUGGAUCACCGAGGGCUCCACGCAGGAGGCUGCGACCCCACCACCAAGCCCCACAUUAAGGAGGAGUGCCUGGUCACUGUGCCUUGCUACAAAGCCAUCGAUACACUCCCGGUGGAGGCCAAACCGCUGUGGCAUAAGCAGGCCAUCGAGCUGCACGAGGAGACGCUUGUGACCGAGGAGCCAAACUUCAUCCCCGGCGCUUGGCAGCCUUGCAGCAGAACGUGCGGCACCGGGACUCAGCGGCGCACAGUCAAGUGCCGAGUCUUGCUCUCCUUCUCUCAGACCGUGGCCGACCUCCCCGACGAAGAAUGCAAAGGCAUCAAACCUGCGCUGAGUCAAGCCUGCCACCGGAUUCCCUGCCACAUGUCAGAAGGCAACGAUGAGCAGCAGGAGGAGGAGGAGGGCUCGGAGGAGGAGAACCUCGAGGGAGAGGAGCUUCACGAAUGGGAAUACGACGGCUUCACCGAGUGUUCCAAGAGUUGCGGAGGCGGUGUGCAGGAAGCCGUGGUCAUCUGCCUGAACAAGCAGACCAAGAUGGCGUCGGCAAACCAGAGUUUGUGCGUGAGCGCCCGCAGGCCCCCGCCGCUCCUCCUGGAUUGUCAAAUGCAGCCUUGCCCCCCCAGGUGGGAAGCAGGGGGGUGGAGCCAAUGCUCCGCUUCCUGUGGGGUCGGCCUGAUGUCCCGCACCGUAGCGUGCGCUCGCCGUCCGUCCGUGGGGAGCAACAGCACGGAGGUUCUGCCAAAUGAAAACUGCCACGAUCCAAAACCAAACCCCAUCCAGGCUUGCAACCGCUUCGACUGCCCCCCCGCGUGGGAGACGCAGGAAUGGGGGAAGUGCUCCAGUCGUUGCGGGAAUGGAGUCGAGAAGAGACGGGUGGUGUGCAAACAGCGCUUGGCAGACGGAAGCUUCCUGGAGUUGCCAGACUCCUUUUGUCCCGCCAAGGUGCCGGCCAGCCAGCGGCUUUGUAGCACAGAGCAGCGCUGCCCGCCCCAGUGGGUCACCAGCUGGUCCCAGUGUUCGGCGACUUGCGGAAAUGGGAUGCAAAGACUGGAGGCAGUGUGCAUGAAGCAAGGCGAGGACGGACAGUAUCACACGGUCGAUCCAAACAAUUGCUCCGCUCUUGGACGGCCCACCAGGAUCCGACCGUGCUCUCUUAGACUCUGCAAGAAUUCGCUGAAAACGGAGCCUACCAUCCUGGCUCGGAGGAAUGUUUAUGUUCAGUGGAGGAGGAGUAAAAGGGUCCAUUUGAUGGCUGGCGGCACCGCCUAUCUUCUCCCCUGGACAACUGUGGUCCUUCGCUGUCCAGCCCGCCAUAUCCGCAAAGCAAAUAUCCAAUGGUUGAAAGAAGGGAAGCCCCUGGCGACACCUCUGGGGUUAGUAAAGAUCCAGCAGGUCGGCCCGUCUGAUGCCGGGACGUACACCUGCGUGGCGGGCCGAGUUAAAGAACAUUUGGUCCUACGGGUCAUUGGGGCCACGCACAAGUUGCGUAGACCGGAAGCGACGCGGGCACAGGAGCCCUCAGUGUCGCCCGAUGGGUAUGACGACAUUGUUGAGCGCUUGCUCCAGCUCAAGGUUGAGAAGAACAAGACCACCUCGGAAGACAGGCGAGAUCUUCUCGAUAUCCCCGAUGUCAUCGUUCUCGAUAGUCGGAGGCUGGAUGAGCUCGGCAGCCUCGGAGGAAAGCAAGGCGAGCGAGCCGUCGCUCAGUUAGUCGACGAGCUGUCCGUUUCCCACCACGAGACCAAUGAGUCAACUCGUCAACAUCCAGAAAUGGAAUCAAACGCAAAAAGCCAGCCGAGCAGGUACAGAAGCCCGGUGAUCAUCCAGAGCCCCUGGAAAGUCAGAGCGGGAUCGUCUUCGGACGCGAGCGUCAAUGUCGGGCGGCCGAUUUUGCUGCGGAAACCGUAUGUCAGUUUGGAGAUCAGAUGUGAGACUCUCGGUUACCCGGAACCAUCCCUAACCUGGACCAAAAAUGGAAAACUGUUGCGUUCCGAUCGCAGAAUAGACUUGUUGCCCGGCGGCUCGCUGAGGAUCCGCUAUCCGAACCUGGGCGACGAGGGUCUGUACACCUGCACCGCCAGAAACCGGCUCGGGUCCUCCUCACGCUCGUCUUGGUUGCAGAUUACAGGAAGCGGAGGAAGAAACUGCGUCCAAGCUGAUGGCUCCUUUUGCCCUGAUAGGAGCAACAGCAGCAUCCAGUCAGCUGCCCACAGGUUGGCGGCUGCAAUGCACAUUUUUAGUCAUCCAUUUUCAAAUCUCACAAAACUCCCUUCAAGUCGUUGGCGCGCGGACCCUUGGGCGGCGUGCUCAGCCAGCUGCGGCGGCGGGUCCCAGACCAGACGAGUGCGCUGCGUGGACGGCCCCGAGGGCGGCUCGACGGAGGUGGAGCAGCGGCGCUGCUUCGGCGCGGGGCGGAAACCCUCCGACAGCAGGACGUGCAACGUUUUGCCCUGCGUCGCUUGGGCUACGAGCAACUGGGGAUUGUGCAGUGGUCAAUGCCUGGGUCCAAGUUUGGCUGCACAGCACCGCGAUGUUUUCUGCCUAGACACAAAUGGCACCAAAGUCCCUUCCAGGAUAUGCGGCGGACUCAGACGGCCGAGCUCCACGAGGAACUGCUCGGCGGACGCUUGCGCUCCGCGCUGGCGAGUCGGCCCGUGGGCGCAGUGCACGGCCACCUGCGGCCGACACGGCUUCCAGUCGCGCCGGGUGGCGUGCACGAGGCGACCCGGCGGGAGCUGCUCGCGGAGGCCUCGUCCCGCCAGCUGGCAGCGCUGCAAUACGGUGUCCUGCGGCAGAGCCGCCGGAGAGUGCCGCGACAGCACCCGGUACUGCGAGAAGGUGCGGCAGUUGGAGUUGUGCACACUUCCACAGUUUAAAAGUCGCUGCUGUCACUCGUGUCUCAACACCUGAUGGGCGGGGCACGUCGGAUGCCAUCAAAGACCUGCCGCUGCAGGCAUUGAUGAACGGAGGGACAUGUCGUACGAUGGAUGUUUUCAGAUGUGACGUGAUGUGAGAACCACUGGAAAGGAUUUGAAACACAAUUUCCAAAGCAUUUUGGGUAUGCCAAAAAAAAACCUCCAAUCUGAUAUUUGAAUUGACAAAUUGAAUUGGAUGGGAGUUUGAACUGAAUGUUGCACUCAUGACUGAAGCAAACACACAAUGGGAGGAAACAGGAAAAAGAAAUAUUUUGCACUCGAAACUCAACAAAAGUCUUUGUUAAAAACAUGACUUGUUGAUGUUUUUUACGUUACAUUUAUAUAUUUUGCUUUGUAUUUUUUAAAAGGUAUUUAUCUACAGUAUAUGUCUAGUUUAACCACUUUUUUUAUGCUUUUGCACAUUUAGUCGUGACAUGCCCACAUGUUGUCGCCAACUUUUAAUUCUUCCUUUUGGCUCCCAGGUGACAAGAAAGCACAAUGCUGGAAAAACAGCAAUUUUGAAGCAUCAGUAAUGUUUCUUUUUGAAUUCUUGUUUUUUCGUUCCAACAUACAUUUUUGAUUGAUUAUUUAUUCACCGGAUUGGCACUUUUGGAUUUGAGUGCAACAUGUUGGUAUUUUGUUGAGAUGCAAUUGUUUGAUUUUAUGAGAAGAAACCGUCAUCAACAUAUCAAGUAUAUGCUUCAGUUGUGUAGAUAUGUAUUUUGUCUUAUUUAUUUCCAUACGUGUCUGUGUGUACAGUUUUGUAAAUAAAUAAAAUGGUUGGAAUUGA